AAGACUUGGUUAAAGAAACUCAUUUAAGCAAAACUGCAACUGCGACGCCCGCUACAAAAAAAAACGUGUCGCUGCAUUUAUCAUACGCGCAAAGCCAACACGAAAUUCCGGCAAUCAAGCGAUAAACGUUUACAAAUAAAUGUAGUCGCAACACGCAAAUUAGCCAGCUAAAGUUGUAAAUGUAUUGGGAGCAGCGCCAGUGCCAGAUAAUCAGCGCCAACUGAUAAGCGACCCACUGAGAGCAGAUGGGACAGACACUUUCCGAGCCGGUGACCGCCAAGGAGUCAUCGUAUUGCCAGAAUCAACAGUAUCGCGUCGGCAGCAGCUGCAUGCAGGGAUGGCGCAUCAACAUGGAGGAUUCGCACACACACAUACUCGCCCUGCCGGACGACCCAAAGGCGGCCUUCUUUGCCGUCUACGACGGACAUGGCGGCGCAACAGUCGCCCAAUAUGCCGGCAAGCAUUUACACAAAUUCGUGCUCAAGCGGCCCGAAUACAAUGAGAAUGAUAUUGAGAAGGCGCUUAAACAGGGUUUUCUGGACAUAGACUAUGAGAUGCUGCACAAUGAGUCGUGGGGCGAUCAAAUGGCCGGAUCUACGGCCGUCGUUGUGCUGGUCAAAGAUAAUAUGCUGUAUUGCGCCAAUGCCGGCGACUCGCGGGCCAUUGCCAGCGUCAACGGGCAGGUGGAGACGCUAUCCGUGGACCACAAGCCGAACAAUGAGGCGGAAUCGAAGCGCAUCAUCGAGGGCGGCGGCUGGGUGGAAUUUAAUCGCGUCAAUGGCAAUCUUGCACUCUCCCGUGCGCUGGGCGACUUUGUGUUCAAGCGGGCGAACAAAAAGCCGGAAGAUCAAAUAGUCACAGCCUACCCGGACGUGGAGACGCGCCAAAUAAUGCCGGACUGGGAAUUUAUUGUGCUGGCAUGCGAUGGCAUUUGGGAUGUGAUGAGCAAUGAGGAAGUGCUGCAGUUCUGUCGGUCGCGCAUCGCCAUGGACAAGCAGCCGGAGGAGAUUUGCGAGGAGCUGAUGAACCAUUGCCUCGCCCCCGAUUGCCAAAUGGGCGGCCUCGGCGGCGACAAUAUGACCGUUGUCCUUGUCUGCCUGCUGCACGAUAAGCCCUACAGCGACCUGGUUGCGCGCUGCGCCAGCAGCAGCAGCAGUCGAUCAUCCAGCGGCCCGCCAGAUGUGAACACGGAAACGUCGCCACCGGCGCCGACAGCAGCAGCGGAAGCACCUGUUUUGUCGUCGUCCCCGUCGUUACCCCCGCAAUAAACUUGUUGUCGAAACCAAAGCGAAAAGUUCAACAAUGCUAGUGACUGCUUUUACUCUGUUUGUAAUACCCAUGCAAGAUAUUGUAUUAUUAUCCAUCUAGUAUUUUUCGUACCUUUAGAUUGUGCUCUACUCUAUUAAAGCUCUUUUCAUAUUUUUUCAAUAACUCGAAGUCCGCUCGGAUUCGUGAUACACUCUAUAAAAUAGAUUGGAAGCGAACUUUUUUAUUAUUUUACAACCCAACCUUUUUAAUUUUCCCAAACUUGGUCAAAUUUUCGAAUUGGAUUUGUUGAAUGAUCCGAAAAUCGGACUUUAAAUACCCAAAAAAAAUUCCCAUUUUAAAACUUUUUCAAAAAAAAACUUUAAAUGUAAAUAACUUGGUUAAGUCCGAUUUCGGAAAGAUCUGUCGUUUUGUACUCAUGAAACUUUCUACAAUAGAUUGGCAUUGAAAAUGUUUGAACCAAUCGUUGGUCGAGUUCAAAAAGCAAUAUCAUUCGAAAAUCAGGCUACAUAUACCCGAGAUAUAUUCCAAAUACACAAAACAUUUUCUAAACACUUGGAUAAUAUACAUAUAUAUAUAUAUAUAGAUAAGUAAUAUGUAAUUGUAUAAAGGAACAUUUUUUGUAGUGCGCGGAAAAAUCGUUGUAAAUUCCAUUUGGGUAAAAACGAUUUAACUUCGGAUCGAUCCAACAUAGUCAUGCUAGAGGCCUUUUUACAUCGCAAUAAUAAUGAUACGAAAAACUGAAAUAAACAAAUUAGAAAAAACACCAAAA
Messenger RNA from Drosophila montana, 2038 nucleotides. Its product is annotated as probable protein phosphatase 2C T23F11.1. Bases 246 to 1268 code for a protein of 340 amino acids. Gene Ontology annotation, biological process: protein dephosphorylation. The record is from RefSeq and is a predicted model, not a curated record. Lineage: Eukaryota; Metazoa; Arthropoda; Insecta; Diptera; Drosophilidae. Gene Ontology annotation, molecular function: cation binding; protein serine/threonine phosphatase activity. The transcript is spliced from 4 exons.